CGAUCCCUGUAAUUACACAGCCACCACAAAUUUUCGCGGCCGUUCGAAAUUUCUCAGCCACCACAAAUUUUCAGGGUCUUCGGCUAAUUGUCGUCUCUCUCAUCCCGCGGCCGAUUUUCGGAUUUCACAACCGAAUCGAUAGCGACUGCGGCCUCAACUCUUUCCUUCGAGCUGGCCCGCUGAGUGUUGGUCAUUCUAUCCCAGCACUCUCUCAAGCGUCUGAAUUUCCGCGUGCAGAAAACGCGACGGAAAGGAAGACGGCAGUGGUGUGUUUGAGUGUGGAUGAGGUUGUAAGGGCCUAAGUUUUAGGUAUGGGAAUGGGAGCGAGCUCUGUCUCCGACAAGGACCCCAAUGGAUGGGGCGGAAGAGCUCAGGGAUUGGCCGUCAAGACGCUGGUUCUGAUCGGGGGUGCGCUUCUGUUGAAGCGGCUUACUAAAUCCACUACUCGUUGGGACCAUGCUCGCUUCGUCUCUCAAUCGCUCACCGGUGAGAAGUUCUCCAGGGAGCAAGCAUCCAGAGAUCCUGAUAAUUACUUCAAUAUUAGGAUGUUUUUGUGCCCUGCUGCUGAGAUGGUGGAUGGUUCAAAGGUUUUGUAUUUUGAGCAGGUAAGUACAUAUGCAAUUAGAGAUGCAGAAGAGUACAAGAAUUUCUGUGAUCGACCAAAGGACCAACGCCCACUUCCUGAAGAAGUCAUUGGUGAUAUUGCAGAACACCUCACCACAUUAUAUCUAAAUCGUUGUGACCGUAGAAAACGCUGCCUUUAUGAAGGCUCCACUCCACCAGAAGGAUUCCCUAAUACAUGGAAUGGUGCUUCCUAUUGUACCUCGGAGCUUGCUGUACUGAAGAACAACGAAGUGCAUAUGUGGGAUAGAGGUUAUGACGACGAUGGAAAUCAGGUCUGGGGAGUGAGGGAAGGUGCCUAUGAAUUCAAGCCUGCACCAGCUUCUAGUAACCUCAACGGCAUUUUCUCUUCUUUAAACUUUCCCCCUGCCCAAUCAAUUGCCAAAAAGAUAGAGGGUUCCUUUGUCUUGGAAGAUUGAUCUCAUUCACCAAGUAAUAACCAGACCAAUGUGCUAGUGCUGUAUAUAUAGCAUUUGUGAUUCAUCAUUAGAAAAAGCUUGCCGAAUUUCGGCUUACAUAAGAGUUGGUUACAAUUUGGCUAGCAGAGAAAGUAUGAAGUCGAACGGAAUGAAGCAGCAGCAGGAUGUGGUUGGCUUCUUCAGCCUUGGAAGGUGUUGUUGAGGUAGAAGUAUAGUGCAGCGAGUGCGACGAUUCCAACCACAACAGCAAUCGGCAAAGCUCGCCCUAUUGCUUCAUCCCUCUGUAACUCUGCUUUGCGUGCUUUUCUAACGUCCUUAUCGUUUGCACCCUUAGUUACCGCCGGCGUAUACGGCCUAAACCUCCUCUUCGGCGCACCACAAACUGCCAAAGCCAUACAGUCAAAAGUAAAUGAGCCAGUGCGAACCGGAAGUAAGAGGAUAAGAUAUGGGCAAGCAUCAUCGACCAAUGAUAUGCAAGAGCGAACUGGCCCCUAAGCAGAGCCUUAUCGGCAUCUUGGAAAAGAAGAGACUUUUAUCAAGGCGUAAGGAGUUUACCACGGCAGAAGAAGCUGUCAGGGAGCUUCUCAAAGGGAGUUUUAUCGUUGUAAAUGUACCUGCAACCACACACAACCACAGUCAGCAAAUUCGCUAGCCACUCAUCCUGAAAGUCCUAAAUGGGUACUAACCCGCAAUCGCGGCAGAUGUAAGCUUGUUUGGAAGCGACGCGCAUGGAGAAUUUGGGAGCAGCAGAGGCAAUGGGAAGGUGGCGCAGUGAAGCUGUGAAGAGGUGAAGUGAGGGAGAGAAGAAGGAUGAUUUCAGGGCAAAGCGAUCUGGUGGCGGCCUGAGCCCAGCAUUUUGAGGGGAAGGAGAUAAUGAUGAGAGACAGGGGGAUGAGGGGCCUGAGGCUUGAAGCCUUGUUGAUUGUAGCUGUAACGCCAUUUCUUUCUUUGUUUCUUCUAAAUGUUACCUUCUGCUGGAGGGGAGGGAAGGGACAACUUGUUGCCUGGUAAUGAAAAAUGAGGAAAUGGAAGGAGGGAGAGAUGAUAAGAGAGUGUGGUGGUGGACUGGACGAUGAUGAAAGAAGCUGGAAAGUUAUUAUGAUUGGCUGAUGUGGAAGAGGGGAGCGUGGCUUUCGUACCUCCCCACACAUGACCACUCUCUAUGUACCCUUCUAGACCAUCCCGGGCUCUACCACCACCUUUUCUGCCUUGUACGGGCUCUUUUUGUCCAUACUUGGUACUUGGUAGAGGGUGGGUGGGCAUGCGGUUCGGGAAACGCAAACUAAACCAGAUCGCAUGCAAGUUGAAACACAAUCGAAUUGCUCUAUGUUCGGUUCGUAAUUUGUUGUUGGACGUGUUUGUGCGUGAGCAUGUUGUAGCUCAAGCACUCGUUUGGUUAGUAGGUAAAGUGUUGGGUAGCACUUGGUAAUUGACCAAGUUGCAUGUCUCGACCUUUAACCCUAGUGUUUUAGCCAUGUAUAGUAUAUAUAUGUUUGUAGUAGUCGAGUCUAUGUAAGUUUGUGAGCAUUGGGUAAAAACCCUAAUAAGAGAAGUCGCAAGCUCCUUGUGUGAGCUUGCCGUGGAUUAGUCUAGUUCAACCUAA
Messenger RNA from Linum tenue, 2643 nucleotides. The record is from the annotation of a GenBank genome assembly. Lineage: Eukaryota; Viridiplantae; Streptophyta; Magnoliopsida; Malpighiales; Linaceae.